Messenger RNA from Schizophyllum commune H4-8, 1499 nucleotides. RefSeq lists its product as uncharacterized. NCBI's taxonomy places the organism in Eukaryota, Fungi, Basidiomycota, Agaricomycetes, Agaricales, Schizophyllaceae. The record is from RefSeq and is a predicted model, not a curated record. The transcript is spliced from 3 exons. The coding region runs from base 25 to 1260 and encodes 411 amino acids.
CGGUCACAUAAUUAUGCGGGCAGUAUGCGGGGAUCCGCGCGCGGUCAUUCCCUCCUCCUCGUCUUCUCUUCUCCCAUCAUCUCGGGCGCUCCCCUAGGCAACGAUGUGCACGGCUCUCGCGCGUUUGUGAAGCUCAACUCGUCCCCGCAAACCCUGCUCAUGGGUGUCGACUGCAUCAUGCCUCUCGUCACCAUUCCCCUCGAGAUCGUCGAGUACAUCAUCCAGAUCAUCGUAGCAAAGUAUCCCAUUGGAUCACUUGGCGCGCCCAGGAACCUCCGCUCUCUGUCCUUGACUUGUCACUCUAUCCGACAUCUGGUUCUACGCGCUUACCUGCGAGACUUGGCGAUUUUGACCCAAUGGCAAUGGGAAGGAAUGCUCCGUCUUUCGUCCUCGAUUAAGGCGCGCUACAGCGUCUACUACCAGGAUGGAGGACUGUGCUGGACGAAAACCCUGACCAUCCCAUCAACCUGCAUCGCUCUUUUGAACGCCCAUGCUCUCUCGUCCCUCGCUCGCUUGCUUCAACUCACCGUCGACUUCACCGACGAAGGUCUCUCGACCCAACACACUCGCUUGAAGCUUAUCGCCAGCAACCUCGCCUCUCGAUCCCUCACGGCAACUCACGAUCAACUGACUGCCCUCACGCUCACUUCCAUGCCUCGCAUCGAUACCAGCAUGCUCCAUCUCAUCUCCCGCUGCUUCCCCUUGCUCGUCGAUCUCUACAUCAGCUGCACCGAACGGCUCGAGGACGCGUGGUGGUGCUUCGAGGACAGCGCGGGCUGCACCAUACACUCGCCGAUUCCCUACGUAUAUGCUGAUGAAACGCACCUCGCUACCGCCUUCUCUCACGCUCUGAAGCCGCUCACGAACCUCAGCUACCUGCACCUCGGCAUCUACCUUUCAGAUGAAGACCUUCUCAACGCGCAUAGCGACGAAUAUCACCUCUCCACCGGCGACGAAGACCCGUACGGCGCGGUAUCCGGCAUCGCUGUCUGCCCUUAUUGCCUCAGAUACGCCGAGCGCGUCCGACAACGCGAAAUACGCUCCAGCAUGCUCUUUGCUCAGAACCUGAAGGCGCUUCGCUGUGUCGGGUGGAGCUCGCUCUUCGACAACUCGAUCGCUCGGUCGUCCGCCACAUCGCCCCCCAGCGCGACCUGCGCCGAACGUCAUACGGCACGACCGACCAUCGAUCGCCUCUCGACCGUAGUCUGGCUCGAUCGGGUGGAUGAUGGCAGGAUACAGACUUGCGUCCACGCCCAGUAGGAUGCAGGGAACUGAGCGUGGACGCAGGAAACUCAUGAAUGGCGCGCAUAUAUGCAUAAUUGUUGGACGAAAAUCAUCUGCUUGCACGUUUAUUGUCACCCUGCAUGUGAAUUUCAAAUCGCCAUCUUGCGGCAUUGUCAUUGUCCCGAAAAGGCUUUGUGAUUGCCGCAAAGGGAACAAUGGUCAUAGCGCAGAUCACGCACAUGGCCACUUGAAUGCAGGCAUGGGUCUGUGGGUCU